GCUGGGCUGAGCGGGGCCACGGGGAAGGCGGGCAGAGCUCCGGCACGAGCACCGGCAUCUUCAUGCUGAGGCGUGGGACGUGACUCAGGGAACACCCUUGAGCUUCGUCAUGGGAGCUGUGGUAGCUGACGAUGGUCCAUCUGGUGUUAAAGCCCCUGAUGGAGGCUGGGGCUGGGCUGUCCUUUUUGGCUGUUUUAUCAUCACAGGGUUCUCCUAUGCCUUUCCUAAGGCAGUUAGUGUCUUCUUCAAAGAACUUAUCCGGGAAUUUGGCAUUGGAUAUAGUGACACUGCAUGGAUUUCCUCUAUUCUGUUGGCCAUGCUUUAUGGAACAGGUCCACUCUGUAGUGUAUGUGUCAACCGCUUUGGCUGUCGCCCUGUCAUGCUGGUGGGUGGCCUUUUUGCCUCAAUGGGGAUGGUGAUUGCCUCCUUCUGCACAAGUAUUGUUCAAAUCUAUCUAACUGCAGGUGUGAUUACUGGUUUGGGACUGGCACUAAACUUUCAGCCUUCACUCAUCAUGUUAAACCGUUACUUUGACAAACGCCGUCCCUUAGCCAAUGGGCUAUCUGCUGCGGGGAGUCCAGUGUUUCUUUGUGCUCUCUCACCACUGGGGCAGAUACUACAACACGAAUAUGGUUGGAGAGGAGGAUUCCUUAUACUGGGUGGGAUGCUGCUCAACUGCUGCGUAUGUGGCGCAUUAAUGAGACCUUUGGAGCCACCAAAAAAGCCUGAAGCUACCAAAGACCCAGCUGAGAAGAAAGCAAAGAAAAAACUUCUGGAUUUCAGCGUUUUUAAAGAUGGUGGUUUUGUAAUCUACACGCUAGCAGCCUCUAUCAUGGUGCUUGGCCUCUUUGUUCCCCCAGUUUUCGUUGUGAGUUAUGCCAAGGAUUUAGGAUAUCAAGACACCAAAGCAGCUUUUCUUCUAACUAUUCUGGGAUUCAUUGAUAUCUUUGCUCGGCCUAUUUGUGGAAUGGUAGCUGGUCUUAAAUGGGUUAGACCACGCUGUGUCUACCUCUUCAGUUUUGCUAUGAUUUUCAAUGGCUUUACAGAUCUCAUGGGUUCUAUGUCUGUUGAUUAUGGUGGCCUGGUGGUGUUUUGUAUUUUCUUUGGCAUUUCUUAUGGAAUGGUAGGUGCUCUUCAGUUUGAAGUUCUCAUGGCUAUUGUGGGUACCCAGAAGUUUUCCAGUGCUAUUGGCUUAGUGCUCCUGGCAGAAGCUAUGGCUGUUCUAAUUGGUCCACCAUCAGCAGGAAAACUCCUGGAUGCAACAGGGAGGUACAUGUUUGUUUUUAUUAUUGCUGGAAUUGAAGUUACCACCUCAGCACUUGUAUUGGCCUUGGGAAAUUUCUUCUGCAUUAAGAAAAAAUCAGAAGAACCACACACAAAAGAAGAAGCAGCAGAAAGAGAGGAGUUAAACAAAUCUGAAGACAAAACUCCUGAAGAUGCCAGCAAGGUGGACUCUAUUGAAGUGGAACAGUUUCUGAAAGAUGAGCCUGAAAAAAACGGUGAAGUUGUAACUAACCCAGAAACAUGUGUGUAAGCAUGACAGGAAACCAACAAAGCUUCUAGAAACAAAAGAUUUUCAACACUAUUUAUUUUAGAAAUAGAACUAGUUUAGGGCUGGGCCAUCUUCUUUAUUAACUGGAAACUGGUCAGCUCCUCAGGGCUCUGGAAGCUGAUUAGCUAGAAAACCUUUUAUUGGAAGAUUGGCUUGAUCAGUAAAAGGUAGAACAUUGUGGUUAUACUUUUUAUGCAAACUAAAAAGCUUUUAUAAACACAGGUAUAGUCUUGCUAUGCAUCACCAGAAACUGCUCAGUCGGUAGAGAUACAGAAAGAAUAUCUUUUAAGAAAAGUGGAAUUACAUGUACAUUUUCAGACAAUAUUAGUGAAUUUGUUGUGUUGUGCAGCUAAAUGUAAUUUCCCUUUCUGUGUUCUUUGUGAAGGGGAAAGAGUUUGAGACAAAGAAAAACCUCAGGAACUUAAAAGGUCUUAAGUUUUUGAAUUUGUUACAUUUUCAGAUUUUUAGAUUAAUUGGCUCAGCCCUAAUUUAAUUUUGGUAAUAUGUAUUACUUUAUGUAAAUGUAUUUCUAACUUUUGUCUAUACCUAUAAUCUUUGUAAUUAUCAUCUAGAAAUACUGUACAUAAAGAGGCACAUUAUAGAUACUGUCCUCAGCAGAUCACAAGAGUGGUAUUCUGAAGUAGUACUGAAAGAAAAUAGAAUGAGCAAAUUGAUCCUGACAGUAAGUAAACAAAGGUAGCCUAUAUUUAUAUACACUGUUUUCAGUACAGUUUCCCUGCAGCAUUGAAAGUAUUAUAUGUAACAUGGAGAAUACAGGUACUGGGUUUAGUAGAAUCUUCCCAAAGAGUGUCCAUUUUGCAUAUAAAAGGAACAGUUUAAGUUUCCAGAUGACCAGUAAAUUAAGACUGGGUAGACUUGAGGAAGUGACUAGACUGUUUAGAAACUUUAGCCAUCUUUAAAGUGCAAUGUUAGCAACACAGAAAAUCUUCAACAUGGUGGCAGUGUCUUUUUGGUAGUCGACCCCAGCCCACUUACCCCACUUCCCUGUCCUUUUGCUGAAUCUAUGGAAGUUGAAGGGGCUAUUCUUGCUGGUUAAGGAAACUUCAUAGAACUGUUGAUCAUAUGACAUGGCAAAAAGACCAAGAACAGGGUCAGCUCUCAUUGUGCAAACAGAAUGGGAGUUUCUGGCCAGUCUUUAAAUCUUCUCUGACAUUGGUAUGUGGGAAAAAGAAACAGCUCAGACAAGGUAGUGACAGCAUAUUUGAAGGAAAGCAGAAAGGUAAGAUUCAUUGUGACAACACUGAAUUCUUAAGGAAGGUAAAAGGAAGGCAUUGUAUAUGCUCUCCCCCCUUUCAAAAAUUUAAUCUUUUAUAUAAAACCAUGCUACUGCAACCCACCUUUCAGAUAUGUUUAUGAAAAGCUCUCUAGGCUUUGUGACUGCAGUAAUAAUCUUCGAAACAGGCUAACUGUUAACAGUCAGUUUUCUUGUUGGUAGCAAAGGAAUAUUGGCUUUCAGGUGCCAAAAUUGUUCAACUUACUAACUGAAACCCAGAAGCCCCUAAUCCCUUAAAAGCCUGUAUCCCUUUUAAAAUGAACAUUAUUAGUUGUUUCAUAGUUUACCAUUUUAACAGAAACAUACAGUAAAUCCAACAAAGUGCCAAAACCAUGAAGCAUUCCCUAAUGGAACUAUCUCAGAUUCCAGCUUCCAUUCUGGCAGUUGCUUUAAAAUGGUUUUGCAUUGUUAGGACAACAUUGUACAGAAAUUGAAAAGUUAGGAUUAUGAUGUGGUUUUUUUUUUUCUGUGUGUGUGAUUUUAAAAAGAAAUGUAUGCUGCACUUAAUAAACUGUUUAUUUUUAUAUAACAUAUAACACAUUACUUUAAAACCCUUUAUUAAUUUAGUGGCAGGAACUACUCUGCCAUGUCCUAGUUAUAAGAACAUGGUUACUGAACUUAGCUCCAGUUUGCUAAAGACUAAAUCAGUACUUAGAACAUAACACUGCUAGCUCCAGAAGGCCACCAUACAAAAGGGCAAGAGGAAAAUGGAAUCCACAGAUCAGUUUAUGAUAUCCCUGGAAGCUACUUCCAAUGAUAAUGUGAAGGCCCUGUUCUGUUUCAAAAAGCAAGAAGUAGAAACCUCCCAAAAAGUGAAUUUAGAUUUUCAAAUAGCCAUUUUUGUCUUACUGUGGUUUUUGGUCACUGGAUUUCUUUGCUGGAUAAUGCUAUCCUGUUAUCACAGAACUAAAUGGUUGUCUUUUUGUUAUUGGUUUUUAGCACAAUUUUAAGUUUCUGUACAGUCUGCAAAUUGGCUAGAUUGUAAUAUCUCAAAAAUCUAUGCUUAACAUACUGACUUUUCAGACUAUGUUUCAUUUUCCAUACAUAAUACCUUUACAGUGAAGCUGAAAACAAGAAGUGUUAUGUUAUGUGGUUGGGGCAGAAGACGAAGUUACUGAGACAAGUGAAACACAUUUCAACAAGAUGCCAUAAAUAAUUUCUGAAGUAAAUCUAGUGUUCACAGAAAGUGCCUCAUUGGCUUCUGCAACUUCUUUUCAUCAACUCAAACAUGAACUAUUCAGAGUAGUACUGCCAGUGCUCUUGUGCUGUUCACAGCACAGACCUACCAGCGGAUUGCAGUAUUUGUGGGAGCAGGAGAUGCUUACUGCAUGAAAGACAGUCAAACCAGAGGAUUCUUUCAUCGACUGUGAGAAAUAAGGGUGAGUUUAAUUUGCUAGGCAGUUUCACAGAGGCUACAAAAUCUUUUACUGUUUUCAGUAUUUACAAGAAGCAUCAACAGAAAGAUAAGAAACUCCUAAUGCAGAUCUCUUAGUACUUCUGAGUUCUGAAGCCAGUUAAGCUCCCUGCUCCCAUUCUGUCCCAUUCAUGUGUUACAUCCAGGUGCGUGCUAGCUCUCUUUCUGUUCAGCUGCCUUUAUUUUCUUGGGAGGAUUUUGAUGAUACUGAUGGAAAGGUAAACUCCAUGCCAGAUCACUAGCCUGGAUAACCGUGGGCCAGCAUGCCCAGCUGUGCUGAGGCAUGUACCCUACUGUUCCUAUGGACAUGGCCACAUUGAGUUCCUGUAUCACAAACCUCACUCCUUCAUACCAAAAAAAGGCAAGCAGUGAGUCUUCAGGUUCCCAGUGCUGUCUUGGAACACCAUUUAGGACCUGUUACAUAGAGAAGAGGAUUGUGCUGCAACCCUUUCUUUUGGCAAGACCAGCCUGGCUCCUUAAGAAUUUAAUUGUGCUUAUUGUAAAUUCACAGGUAAUUGCUUUUAAACCCGACUAGAUAUUUUGGUACAGUGUUUCUUUAAUCUCAACACCACUGACAUCCCCUUAAAAGCAGUUUGAGAGAUGUGCUCUUCCACGUAUUUUGCUGACAUGCACGGUCUGAGUCAUAAAGCAUUGCUAAAGAGACACUAACUGCCUGGGGACACAAGCAGAAUGGUUUAAUGCAACAUCUGCCUGGAUGAAGUUUUGCUAACCUUAUGGUUAAAAUUUUGUGAUUUGGAAAAAAAAAAAAGAGAGGGAAGGCAGGUAAUUGUACAACCACUACUGGAACAAACCUAAGUCUUGAGGGAAGCAACUGAAAAAUACAAGUGCAAAAAUUCCAAGUAUAAUACAAUAAAACAGUUGAAAAAUAAUUUUUAGAUUAUUUCUCUGAAACUAAUGAGCAGCCUUUUAGUCUAAAGGCUAAGCAUAAUUUUAAAAGCUUUUUAGAUUUUCAUGCAUUCUAUAAAUUGUGUACUAUGGGAUUUAUGGUUAAAAAAUGUUGUUUGAUCUUGUGAUAGAUCUUAGGCCCUUAGUUUCCUAGCACAAGGAGAAGGUAUGUAUACAACUGCCUGUAACACACAGAGAACAUAUAAAGAGGUGUAUAUGUGCGUGCACACAUAUAUAUACGUAUCUGUAUCUAUCAAACAUGCAAAAUAUCCAGUAGAGUAGAACAGAGACAGUUUGCCUGUUUACUAGACAAUGAGCAAGGCAAAGUUAAAAUUUCUUCUUCCUCCUAUACAAAAAUAAGCUUGCUGUUUAAAAAUUUCUAUAUGAAACAUCCUGUAGCUAUUUGGAACCUGGAAGAUCUCAGCAGAACUAAAAGUGAUUGCGCUCCCUUUAAAAUCACAAUCUCUAGAUUUUGUUUUUCUCCAGUCCUUUAAUACAUUACAGCAAGUCUUCAACAGUUACCUGCUGCAAAAGCAGCCAGUUCCCUCAAGCUGAGACUUGAGAUGCUAUGAAGGUAUGGUAUGAAGGACUGGACAGAUCUUGUGCUUGCUAAUAUUAAAUCCCAUCCAAAUGUGUGUUAGACAAUGUAAAAUCAUUCUCUGAAAAUAAAUGAAAACAUUCCCCUAACAAUACAAUCAAAUUCCAAAAUAUA
Pezoporus flaviventris is the source of this 5878-nucleotide messenger RNA. RefSeq names its product solute carrier family 16 member 3 (gene SLC16A3). The transcript has 5 exons. Gene Ontology annotation, molecular function: monocarboxylic acid transmembrane transporter activity. Bases 110 to 1534 code for a protein of 474 amino acids. Gene Ontology annotation, biological process: monocarboxylic acid transport; transmembrane transport. Gene Ontology annotation, cellular component: membrane. NCBI's taxonomy places the organism in Eukaryota, Metazoa, Chordata, Aves, Psittaciformes, Psittacidae. The record is from RefSeq and is a predicted model, not a curated record.